Molecule: messenger RNA, 4919 nt
Organism: Manis pentadactyla (Chinese pangolin)
Lineage: Eukaryota; Metazoa; Chordata; Mammalia; Pholidota; Manidae
Gene: NID2
Product: nidogen 2
Exons: 21
Coding region: 41-4246 (1401 amino acids)
Biological process (GO): cell-matrix adhesion
Cellular component (GO): basement membrane
Molecular function (GO): calcium ion binding
Source: RefSeq, a predicted model, not a curated record
GACUCGCUGUGCGGCGGGGUAGCGCACGAACUGAGCUAGCAUGCGGGGGUUCCGAGCGGCCAGGCUGCCGGUGCUGCCGCUGCUGUGGCUGUGGCUGUCUCGGACCGCGGCGCUGCACCCAGGCGAGCUCUUCCCCUCUGGGCGGGCGUGGGGGGACUACCUCCUGCAGGAAGGCGACGACGAAAGCUCCGCAGCGGUGAAGCUGGCCAGUCCUCUGCGAUUUUACGAAGCGCAGUUCAGCUACCUCUACGUGGGCACCAACGGCAUUAUCUCCACUCAGGACUUCCCCAGGGAGACCCAGUAUGUGGAUGAUGAUUUCCCUACGGACUUCCCGGCCAUUGCCCCCUUCCUGGCAGACAUCGAUACAAGCCAGGGCAGGGGCCGGGUGCUGUACCGUGAGGACACGUCCCCCGCCGUGCUGGGCCUGGCCGCGCGCUAUGUGCGCGCAGGCUUCCCUGGCAGCGCUGCGCACUUCACUCCCACCCACGCCUUCUUGGCCACCUGGGAGAAGGUGGGCGCCUACGAGGAGGCCAAGCGAGGGGCGCCGCUCUCACGGGAGCUGAAUACUUUCCAGGCAGUUCUGGCAUCUGAUGAGUCUGAUACCUACGCCCUCUUUCUUUAUCCUGCCGAUGGCCUUCAGUUCUUUGGAACCCGCCCUAAAGAGUCUUAUAAUGUCCAACUCGAACUUCCAGCCCGGGUGGGCUUCUGCCGAGGGGAGGCUGAGGACCUGAAGAGGGAGGGACCGUACUUCAGCUUGACUAGCACUGAACAGUCUGUGAAAAAUCUCUACCAACAAAGCAACCUGGGUGUUCCCGGAGUGUGGGCUUUCCAUAUCGGCAGCACCUCCCCGCUGGACAAUGUCAGGCCAGCAGCCGCUGGAGGAAACCUUUCCAAGACCCACACUGCGGCUCCCCUGGGCCAUGCCAUCAUUCAGGCUGUGGCCCUGGAAAGCAGCUACACUGAGGACAAUUUGGAUUAUUAUGAUGAGAACGAGGAGGAAGUCGAAUACCCCCCGGGUGAACCAGAGGAGGCAUCGAACGGCCACAGCAGUUUCGAUGUUUCCUUCCAAUCAAAAGCUGAGUCAAGGCCUGUAGGAGGUGGGAUCUCUCCACCGGAUUCUGAUCUGGCCUUCCCUUUGCCACCUCCAACACCCAGUGACUGGCCAUUCCACUCUGGCAGGGACUCUGCCGCCCUGGAUCCUCAAACCCAAGACGGGAGGCCUCUGGAGGAGACAGAUGCCCCGGAUUUAAAAGGCCGAGUUGAGUCUCAUGAAGAGCCAGGGACCAGACACCCAGGUCCAUCAGAGAUAGAAGGAGAUUCACUGGGGCCUUCCCAGGAAGCCCCAGCUCCCCGCCCCGAGAACAGAAGCACCCGGCCCUACCCGGGUGGCGGGGCACCGCCUGCGGAAGUGGACGUUCCUCCAGCCCAUCCUGAAGGAGAGGGGGCUCUUCCCAAUUACCCUGUGCCGGAUCGCACUCCACCGCUGGGUGGAGGGAGGCAAGUGGUAGGGGUGGAAGACGACAUCGUUUCCAACACUGAGGUCUUCACAUAUAACACUGGCAACAAGGAGACCUGUGAACACAACCAUGGACAGUGCUCCCGGCAUGCCUUCUGCACCGACUACACCACCGGCUUUUGCUGCCACUGUCACUCUCGGUUUUACGGGAGCGGGAAGCACUGUCUGCCAGAAGGGGCACCUCACCGAGUCAAUGGGAAAGUGAGUGGCCACCUCCAUGUGGGCCACACGCCUGUGCACUUUGCUGAUGUGGACCUGCAUGCUUACAUCGUGGGCAAUGAUGGCAGAGCCUACACGGCUAUCAGCCAGAUCCCGCAGCCCGCGGCCCAGGCCCUUCUCCCACUCACACCAAUAGGAGGCCUGUUUGGCUGGCUCUUUGCUUUAGAAAAGCCAGGCCGGGAGAAUGGCUUCAGCCUCACUGGUGCUGCCUUUAUCCAUGACAUGGAAGUUACUUUCUACCCAGGAGAGGAGACGGUUCGAAUCACUCAAACUGCUGAGGGACUUGACCCAGAAAACUAUCUGAGCAUUAAGACAAACAUUCAGGGCCAGGUGCCGUACAUCCCAGCAAAUUUCACAGCCCAAGUAGCUCCCUACAAGGAGCUCUACCACUACUCAGACUCAGUUGUGACCUCUACAAGUUCCAGAGACUACUCUCUCAUGUUUGGUGCCACCAACCAAACGCGGUCCUACCGCGUCCGCCAGAACAUCACCUACCAAGCCUGCAGGCAUGCCCCCAGACAGCAGGCUGUCCCCACCACCCAGCAGCUGAAUGUGGAUCGGGUCUUUGCCUUGUACACCGAAGAAGAAGGAGUGCUGAGAUUUGCUGUGACCAAUCAGAUCGGCCCUAUUGAAGGGGACUCAGACCCUGCCCCAGUGAAUCCCUGUUAUGAUGGUAGCCACGCAUGUGACACGACAGCUCAGUGCCAUCCGGGGGCAGGUACAGACUACACCUGCGAGUGUGCACCUGGGUACCAGGGAGAUGGACGGAGCUGUGCUGAUGUCAAUGAAUGUGCAACUGGCUUCCAUCGCUGUGGCCCCAACUCUGUGUGCAUCAAUUUGCCAGGAAGCUACCGGUGUGAAUGCCGGGGUGGUUAUGAGUUUGCAGAUGACCGGCGCACUUGCAUCUUGACUGCGCCCCCUGCCAACCCCUGUGAGGAUGGCAGUCAUACCUGCGCUCCUGCUGGCCAGGCCCGGUGCAUCCACCACGGAGGCAGCACGUUCAGCUGCGCCUGCCUGCCAGGCUAUACCGGCAAUGGGCACCACUGUACCGAUGUGGAUGAAUGCUUGGAAAACAGAUGCCACCCCUUGGCUACCUGCUCCAAUACCCCUGGGUCCUUCUCCUGCCAUUGCCAGCCUGGAUAUCAUGGGGAUGGAUUCCAAUGCACACCUGUCCCGGAAGACCCCACCUCAGGACCGAAGCCAUGUGGACACCAGCAGCGUGAUGCCCAGGCUCAGCGCACCUAUCCUGGUGACCGGCUCCACAUCCCCCAGUGCGAUGAACAGGGACACUUCCUGCCACUGCAGUGUCACAGCAGCUCCGGCUUCUGCUGGUGCGUGGACCCCGAUGGCCAUGAAGUCCCAGGCACCCGGACUCCUCCUGGCUCCACUCCGCCUAACUGCAGACUAUCAGAGCCCACCCAGAGGCCCCAGACCGUCUGUGAGCGUUGGAGGGAAAACCUGCUGGAGCACUAUGGUGGCACCCCCAGGGAUGACCAGUACGUGCCCCAGUGUGAUGACCUGGGCCGCUUCACCCCACUGCAGUGCCAUGGAAAGAGUGACUUCUGCUGGUGUGUGGACAGAGAUGGCAGAGAGGUGCAGGGCACCCGCUCCCAGCCCGGCACCACCCCUGCAUGCAUACCCACGGUCGCUCCACCCAUGGUCCGGCCCACGCCCCGGCCUGACGUGACCCCUCCAUCCGUGGGCACCUUCCUGCUCUACGCCCAGGGUCAGCAGAUCGGCCACUUGCCCCUCAAUGGGACCCGGCUUCAGAAGGACAUGGCCAAGACCCUGCUGUCACUGCAUGGCUCCAUAGUCGUGGGGAUUGACUAUGACUGCCGAGAGAGGAUGGUGUACUGGACAGAUGUUGCUGGCCGGACAAUUAGCCGUGCCAGUCUGGAACCUGGAGCAGAGCCCGAGACGAUCAUUACCUCAGGUCUGAUAAGCCCUGAAGGACUUGCCAUUGACCACUUCCGUAGAACGAUGUACUGGACAGACAGUGGCCUGGAUAAGAUAGAGAGGGCCAACCUGGACGGCUCUGAUCGCAAGGCCCUCUUCCACACAGACCUGGUGAACCCCCGUGCCAUUGCUGUGGAUCCAAUCCGAGGCAAUUUGUACUGGACAGACUGGAAUCGAGAAGCUCCUAAAAUUGAAAUGUCUUCUUUAGAUGGAGGGAACAGAAAAAUUCUGGUGAAUAAAGACAUUGGACUACCCAAUGGUUUAACCUUUGACCCCUUCUCCAAACUGCUCUGCUGGGCAGAUGCAGGAACCAAAAAACUGGAGUGUACACUACCUGAUGGAACUGGACGGCGUGUCAUCCAAAACAACCUCAACUACCCCUUCAGCAUUAUUAGCUAUGCAGAUCACUUCUACCACACGGAUUGGAGGAGGGAUGGUGUUAUAUCAGUAAACAGAGACAGUGGCCAGUUCACUGACGAAUAUCUCCCAGAGCAGCGAUCUCAUCUCUACGGGAUAACUGCAGUCUACCCCUACUGCCCAGCAGGAAGAAAGUAAAUACAGCAUCAUGAUGGACUUGGAGUUUACAAUCAGAAUAUGGACCCGAAAGAACAUAUAUACUGCAAAUAGAGAAAGUGAAUGAGGAAUUGGCCAUUAUAAGUUCUUGGAAACAAGGUGAAUAGUUUCAGUGCAAAAAGACUAAGUAUAUUUUGUGAAAAGUUUAUACCUCAAUCUUUACUACUGUAUUUUAAAAAAAAAGGUUAUUACAAGUUUUUUAAAAGGUAGUGGAAUUUUAUAAAAUGUUGCUUUAAUAAGCAACAAUUAAACAUUUAUAUCAUAUUUAAAAGGUCAAAUUCACUCAACUAAGAACCAAUUUAAGACCCUAAAUCUUAAAUCUGAUUUUUAUUAUGGAUUCUUUCUGGCCAAGAAAUUAAAGCACACAAUAUCAGUAUAAAAAUACAAUCUUAAAGAUCACAAACCUUGAUGUAGUUAAAGAAGGCUAUGCAGAACUAAUGGGAAAGAACCAACUUAUUUAUAGUUUCCAGGAUUUUUUUUACCUCGGCAUCAGUGCAUUUCUAUUUAUAUUAAAAGGUGCUAGAAUGUUUCAAUUUGUGUUUCCUUAUCCUGUAAAUCCCUCUAUAGACUACCCACAGAAAUUACAUUUAUAAAUACCAACGCUGUAACAGUUCUAAUUUUCUAGAUUACUCCAAUAAAAUAUUUUAAGAUUUCC